AUGUCUUCUACCGGUGGCAAUGGGGGCGGUGCUUCGAGGGACAACGGAGAGGAUCUGGACUCGCAGCCUCUACGCCCUCGUCCGAUCAGGUUUAUCAGUCCAGCAGCGCUAAAUCUUUCUCGUGUUUAUGAACAGAACCGGCAACGAAUCCAAAAGAAGGAUGGGCCAAAAGUGCCUGACCCGACGACGCCCCAGACGAAGGGGAAGCCUCGCCUGUUGUUGAUGGGACAAAGGAGGAGUGGGAAGUCGUCCAUCUCGAGCGUGGUGUUUCACAAGUUGCCAGCGAGCGAGACAUUGUUUCUCGAGUCGACGGCCAGAAUUCAAAAAGACAGUCUCAAUUCUUUCAUGGAGUUUCAGGUUUGGGAUUUUCCAGGUCAGAUCGACAUCUUUGAAAACCCAGCCUAUUCGUUCGACAUGGACGCCAUUUUUGGCGAGAUUGGGGCUCUCAUUUGGGUCAUUGACGCCCAAGACGAUUAUCUCGAAGCCGUGACCCGGCUGAACAUCACCAUUCUCCACGUCCAACGAAGCUACCCUCACAUCAAUAUCGAGGUCUUCAUCCACAAGGUUGACGGCCUUAGUGACGACUACAAGCUGGAUAUCCAGCGCGAUGUGACGAUACGGAUUCAGGACGAGCUGUCGGACCAGGGGAUCGAAAACGCGCCUGUCAACUUCCACCUUACCAGCAUCUACAACCACAGCAUCUUUGAGGCCUUUAGCAAGGUCAUCCAGAAGCUCAUCCCUAGAUUGGGUCAGCUCGAGGCGAUGCUGACGAACCUCUGCCGGACGUGCCGGUUCGAAAAGGCCUAUCUCUUCGACGUCAACACCAAGAUCUACAUUGCGACGGACUCGACCCCCGAGGACAUGGCCAGCUACGAAAUCUGCUCUGAUUAUGUGGAUGUUAUAAUUGACUUUACCGAAGUUUAUGGGAGCUGGCCGAGGACGCAGCAGUGGAGGGACAGGCUGGAGGGGGAGCCGUGGGCGCAGCCGCUGGAGGAUCAAGUGGCGUGCGAGUGGGCCGAGAGCGGGAUGGUGCUUGCCGACGCGCAGAGGCCGAUCAUGCUGAGGGAGGUGGACAGGUUUCUGGCGCUGGUGGCGAUCAUGAAGGAGGGGAGUUAUGAGAAAAUGCCGCAGAUUAACAUGAAUGUUGAUGUGGUGGUGAAGGGGCUGACGGAGUUUUUUGAGAUUACGAAGCCGAGGGGGGGUGGAGGGGGGGUGGUUGGGGGGCAGGGAGGGGAGGGGGUUGUUAGUCCUGGUGUUGCUCCUGCGCUGUGA
Podospora anserina S mat+ is the source of this 1272-nucleotide messenger RNA. RefSeq lists its product as uncharacterized. Gene Ontology annotation, molecular function: GTPase activity; GTP binding. The transcript has 3 exons. The record is from RefSeq and is a predicted model, not a curated record. NCBI's taxonomy places the organism in Eukaryota, Fungi, Ascomycota, Sordariomycetes, Sordariales, Podosporaceae. Gene Ontology annotation, biological process: cellular response to starvation; regulation of autophagy; cellular response to amino acid stimulus. Gene Ontology annotation, cellular component: nucleus; Gtr1-Gtr2 GTPase complex; fungal-type vacuole membrane. The coding region runs from base 1 to 1272 and encodes 423 amino acids.